AACUCGAAACGCGCAUAGAAAAACUCGAAUCUACACCAAAUAACCUACCUGUAACAUCACUUGAACAAAAUAAGAAUCCCCUUUCAUCCUCCAAUAAGCUAUUCCUAGAAUCUCUUCUGCAGUCAAUUAAUGAGAAUAUUGACAGCAAGAUAAAGGACCUCAAAACAGAAAUAUUUGCACACGUUAACAAUAAUACUACAAACCCAAUUCCAUCGCUGGCAAACCAUCAAAAUACUAUAACACCUAUAAGCUCCUCUGAUGUGAGUCUACCAUCGAACUCACACUCACCGAAUCCUAACACACAACUAAGAGCUCCAGAGAUGUGGGCCAAGGUUGUUGGAAAAAAAUCAAAAAAGAAAACUAUAGUCACUAGUAACGACUCACAUACUUACCUCCAUAAUGCCAACACUCCUACCCUGCCUGCUGGCCCAAGCACUACCACCAUAACACAGAAUACAAAGCCCAGUGUACCUAUAAGAAAACCUAAAAAUGUAGAAGUCUUAUAUAUUACAGAAAGUAGAAACAGUAAUACAAAAAUAAACCAGGUAUUAUCAAAAGCCAAAGAAAACAUAAACCUGCAGGAACUAGGUAUUAAAACAAUAAACCCUCGCGAAUCCUUAAAUGGAGGACUCAUCCUUGAGUUUCCAAAAUCCAAGGAAGGUGAAGUUGCACCAAUUCUAAUGGAGAGGAUCAAAUCACUAUUUCCACCGGAUGAUAUUGUAGUAUCUUGUCCAAAAAAAUACAAGGAGGCCCUGUUCGUCCAAACCUGAGAGGCUCGGCGACAGUGUGGUGUAAGUGUGAAGAAUCUGAAGCAUAUAAAUUAUUAUCCAUUAAAACACUGGCGAUUGGAUGGUCCCAAGCUUACUUCCAACCUCUAGAAAAUAGACCAGUCCAGUGCUUUAAAUGCUGGUCCUACGGUCAUGUUCGCAACUCCUGCACUUCAAAAAUCAAUAGAGACGGUUGGUGCUACAAAUGUGGUGGUGAAGGGCACCCAUCCAACAUCUGUGUUAAUAAUAAUCCCAUAUGCAAACUCUGUCAAGAGAAUAACUUCAACUACAAGCAUAAAAUGGGUACAAACACAUGCAGGACAUUUAUUAACUACAAGAAUGAUAAACUAGAACGUAACUCUUCUUUACUACCCCAAAGUAAUCCAGCAGUCAAUGAAACUACAGACAUCAGAAUGGAGAUCCAGGUAUAAUGAUGUAAGCUGUCCACUCCUAAUCCUGCAAGCUAAUAUCAAUCAUGCUGUUGCUGCUCAAUCCCUACUGGAGAGUUACAUUGUUAGUAAUAAUAUUAGUAUUGCUCUUGUAUCGGAACCACACAACCCCUGUAAAAGUGGAUGGUUUGGAUACCGUGAAAAUAAGGCUGCAAUAGUUGUAAACAACUCAUCAUUCACAAAUCCAAGCAUCUUAUACGAAGGUGACAACUAUGUUGCGGCAAGUAUACACUCUACAAUAUUCAUCUCAGUAUACUGCUCUCCAAAUGAGAAUAGAAAUAAUUUCGAAAAAAGGUUGAAGUCUAUAUCUAAAAUUAUUAAAAAGUUUUAUCACCUGCCGAUUAUAAUAGGUGGGGAUUUCAACGCCUAUAGUACGUUUUGGGGUUCUGCGAGAAACUGUGUAAGAGGAAAAAUAUUGAAAGACUGGGCUACUACAAAUAAUCGCUAUUUAUCAUGGACAUGGAUAUGGAUAUGGACAUCAUCUCAUCGCCGCCCCCAUCCCCCCCGGCCUGUGUAAGGAUCUUCAACAGGAUCCUCCCAUUCAUGGACCUGACUGUCAUUUACGAUUUAUCACGUGAAGC
Molecule: messenger RNA, 1797 nt
Organism: Ceratina calcarata
Lineage: Eukaryota; Metazoa; Arthropoda; Insecta; Hymenoptera; Apidae
Exons: 3
Coding region: 321-770 (149 amino acids)
Source: RefSeq, a predicted model, not a curated record